CAUCCGGGCACUUCCCAACAUAAUGGCGUCUCAAGAAGGGGGAGCGAAAAAACUGAAAGAAUUACGCGUUGUUGAUUUAAGAAGAGAACUAGAAAACCGGGGACUGGAUAAAACAGGAGUUAAAGCUGUUUUAACAGAAAGAUUACAAAAGGCUUUAGAAGAUGAGGGAGAGGAUCCAAAUGAGUUUAUUUUUGAACCAGGAACUGAUUCCCCAAAAAGAUCAACUCCUGCCGCUGCUGCAAAGAAGACAACACCAAGGUCAAGUGCCAAGGGAAAGUCAAAAGAGGAUGGCGAUGAAGAAGAAAUGGUGGAGGACUCCUUGUUGGAGGAAGACCUGGACCUGGAAGAUGAGAUUGGUAACAUAGAUGAUACAGAUAUGGAACUACUGGAAUCGGAUAUGCAGAUCAUAGAUCAGGAGAUGGGAACCCCAGAAACUGGGACAAAUGAUGAAGAGGUAGCGGAGGAACAAAAGCCUACAGUAAAGAAGGAGGCUGAGAAACCUGCAGUAGAGUCAGAAGCAACAGAUAAAGCACCUGAAAAAACUGCUCCUGCUAAGACUGAGGAAGAAAGCCCUAUGGAAACCAACGAGGAAGUUGCUGUUUCUACACCUGCAGUGAAAGUUGAACCUGUAAUGCCAGACAAGGAGGUCAAACCAGUACCUCCGGUCAAGGAGGUCAAAUCUGUACCUACAGUCAAGGAAAGCAAGCCCAAGGAGGAAACAGCGAAGGCAUCUGUGCCUCAAGCUUCUGCUGCUGGUGGGAAAGCUUCUUCGACCAGCAAUGUGGUGAAAAAAGAGGAUGUUGGUGUUCCCCCAGACCCAGCAACUGUCGUUCCUUUGGUCGUACUUACAGUGGAAGACAAGAUCAAAAUGGACACAUCACAGGGCUUACAGACAGAGGAGAAUGAAUCGCUGGAUGUUCAUGUGGACGACACACAGAAUGACCUGGAUGCAGACCUCCUCAGUUCUGAGAAAUCCAUCCAGGGAAAGAAAGAUUCUGCAUCAACAGAUGCCAAAGGAGAGGAAAAUAAAGAAGAGGUAAAGGAGGAAUCUAUAGUCAAAGAUGGUGAAUCCAAAGUGGAGGCUGUUGCCCCUGACACUGAGGCAGAGGAAGCUGCAUCUGUGACAGCAGGAAAAGACACAAAAGGGGAGAAAAAACCAGCUGAUAAGAAGGAAGAAAAUGACACCAGCAAACCAGCUUCUUCCUCCAGCACUGCUAAGAGCAGUACAGCAUCAAAAGACCCAAAGAAGGAUGAGAAGGGAAGCAGUGGGGCGGGCCGUAACCUGUGGGUAAGCGGGCUUUCCUCCUCAACUCGAGCCACAGACCUCAAGGCACUAUUCAGCAAACAUGGCAAGGUGGUUGGAGCUAAGGUGGUAACCAAUGCUAGAAGCCCAGGCUCCAAAUGCUAUGGAUUCGUCACCAUGUCAACCGCAGAUGAGGCUACUAAAUGCAUUCAGCAUCUUCAUCGUACAGAGCUCCAUGGUAAAAUGAUUUCUGUUGAAAGGGCUAAGAAUGAGCCUGGUGCACAGGUGAAAGGUGCACCAGUUGCUGCAGGACCUGCUGCCAGGAAACCAGAUGCCAGGUCUCCUGCUGACAAAAAGAGUACCACUGCUCCGCGUAAAGAUGACCGAGAUAAAAGAGACAGUGAAAAGAAGUCUGAAGAUAAAAAGGAUGACAAGAAAGAUUCAAAGAGAGACUCGAGAAGAGAUCAUAAGUCAACAGGUUCUCGAAGUGAUGACAGGCACUCCAAUAGCUCCAGGCGUGACACAAACAGGCGCUCAGCUGGAUCAGACAGACCAAGGACAGUGGUGAUGGACAAAUCUAAGGGCGAGCCUGUAGUCCAGGUCAGUAGUCGUGACCAGUCAUCCAGUCGUGUGUCCAAGUCGCCCUCUAAAGCCAAGUCCACAUCAUCCGUAGACCAGAAAUCUACAGCAGCUGCAAAGCCUACUUCAGGUUCUACAUCUGCUACCAAGGAUGGAGAUUCUGCCAAAAAAGACGACACAAAAGAUGCUCUGUCUUUUGAUAAGAUACAGGAGGAGAGGGAGCGUGAACGUUUACGUCAGAGAGAAAGGAAGCUGAGGGAAGAAGAGAGAAUAAAAAAACAGGAAAUAGAGUUUGAGAAACGUCGCCAGCGUGAUGUUCACAUGAAGCAGCGUGCAGAGGCCAUUCGACUUGCCAGAGAACGUGAACGCCUUAGGAAGGAAAGGGAGCUUCUCGAGAGAGAGCGCCUGGAAACUCAGCGACUGGAGCGACUUCGUGCAGAGCAAAUGGAACGUGAACGUCUUGAGAGAGAACGAGAAGAAAAGAGACGACUUGAACAACUUAGACUUGCAGAGGCAGAGCAGCGACGAGCAGCACUGAAGCGUACUUAUGAGUCGCGUGGUUCUCGAGACAAUGAGUGGUCACAACCUAAGCGUGCCAACAGAUUCAACGAAAAUGAAACACGAGAUAAGGGUGCUAGAGAAAAUCGACCAAAUCGUGACAGCAACAAUCGCUUCAAUGACCGUAGUUCUGGUAGUGGUGCUUCUGGUGGUGGUAACUUUGAGCGUAAGGUGGAGCGAUAUGAUCGUAGGGAAGUGAACCGGGUACAGGACAACCGUAGUAAUGAAAAUAGGGGAAGUGGAAGGCAGUUUGAAGAAAACCGACGAAGUGGUGGUCGGGGUGAUGAUAGCUUCCGUGAUGAUCAGAGAGAUGACCGCCGUACAGAUGACAGAUUUGCAAGAACGUACAAUGACAGGAAUGUGAACCAUGCUCAGACACAUGACAAUGCCAACAGGUCACACGACAGAAACAAUAUGCGCGACGAUCGACGAGACACUGGUUUCAACCGCAACCAGUCUCGGGAACAUGUAAGGGAUGAGAGACGAGGUGUAGAUAUGGCUCAGGAUGACCGACGAGGUGGGAAUAUCCGUGACAACCAGAGAGACAACCGCAACAUGGGAGCUGUAGGAGGCGGACACAAUAUGAGAGUGACAUCUCCACGACACACAGACAACAGGGGUGACUGGAAAUCUGACCGAGAUACACGCCAGCAAGGUGAUUCCCGAGUUGUUGUUAGAGGUCAGAACAACAUGUCUGGGGGAGGACGUGACAGCUGGCAAGGUGGCCAUGGAGGUGGCCACGGAGGUGGCCAUGGCAACUACUCCAAUGUCGUCCAAGAUGACCGUAACCGUGGUGGUAACAAGGGCUUCAGUGGCCACAACAGUGGUGCAGGCCUUCUAGGAAAUGCCCCACAGAGCCAGAACCGGCAGUGGGGGUCAGGCACAGACAAUCGUAGUAAGAUGGACAACAGCUGGAAUACACACAACACACACAGCAAUAUGGAUCAGCGUGUGGCCCCUCAGCAGCAAGAUCGCUGGUCAGGUGGGGUGACCAUGCAACAGGAGGCACGGCCCACAAGUUUCACUCAGCCUGUUGCAACUGGCCUGAUCAGCGUUCCACCAAAUGUGUACAUGACAUCUGUUCCUCAACAGUCUGGUAUGAUCAUAAGCAACAUUGCAACAGGACGUCAGCCUGAACCCAGGUUUGACGCCUACAAAAUGCAGACUGGUGCAAUACGACGCACAUACUGAGAACUGUUAAUGCAUGGAAAAUAUUUUGUGUGGAAAGACAGAUACACUAAGAAUUUCUCAUCUUUUGCUGUACAAAAUGGUUGAAAAUAUAACAUGUAAUGCUUGUUAAUGAAGGAACAAUACAUUUUUAAUUGAUGACUUUAAAUUAAAGGUAUGACCUCUUCGAUAUCAUUGCGGUAAAUAGGGCCUUUGGAUUCUCAUAGGUAGUCGUCAGUCUGAAGUUUGGUCAUGCUUAUCAGUGAAGAUGAAAUGCAAUCUUUGGUCUUGGUUUAAUAGACCAUGAGGUACCAUGUGAUCAGAGAAUACAGUUUCAAGAGCAUUACCAUUGGAAUAAGUCAUAUAUUGAAGGAUAAAUCUUAUAAAUAAAAUUUAUCUAAUACAAAUAUUGACAGUUUACUGAAUUGCAAGGCACAGAAGAAAUGAGAGAAUUCCAUACAUCUUGUGUCCAUUGGUGUACAUUGUGAUUUAUUUUUUGUUUUUUUUUUUGUUCUCAAUUUGUCGUGCUUUUGAAUGGGAAUCAAAAGGUACCUUGUACUUAAAAUUUUGAAAGUAUUCACCUGGAUCAUGUCCAUGUAUACUUAACAAAAAAAGAAAGGUUAUCAAAAUUUGAAACAGCAGUAGCUAUGUCAGGUUCUAGUAAAAUAUAGAAAAUGAGGGGUCAAAUAUUGAAGUAGGAUGUCUACUUUUCAAAUGCUGACCAAAAUUUGUUAUGGUUCAGUGAUUUUGUGUGAUGUACAAGACAUAUAGUGGUCAUGUCUCUAAGAAUGAUGUUAGUAACAUUUGUGACCGCCUUUGGCAAGAAUCACUCCAUUACAACGCCGGCACAAAACAAAACAUUAUUCAACUGCCAUAAGAGUCAUCGCAGUUGUCACAGAGCCCAAUCGAGGCGAUUAGUGUGAUGAUGUCGCCUUAAAAUGGGACCUGUAUAAGGCAUCCUUGCAAACACUCGAUGACAUCGCAGCAUGUUACGGAUGGUCUGGCUGCUUCCUUGCCGACCUAGCAUAGUCUUUGCUCUGAGGUCGUGCAUAAGGCGUUUUACAAAAUUUCAACUGGAAAAACCUCAUAAAGUGAAAAACAUUGUUAUGUUCUAUGAAACAAACUUUGAAUUUCGGGCAUGACUGAUUUCAAUAAAAAAUAUUGGCAACUAAUAUAAUCAAGAUAUUAAUACAAAACACAGUAGUAAAUGUAAAAGUAUUUGUAUAACUUAUCAAUAUUUGGUGUAAGGCAAGGUAACUCGAUAACCUUUCUUUAUCUGUUAAGUAAAUAUGAAAUUAUAUUUUAUUUGAGCAUUGCAUGAGAUAAAGAUAUGUUCUUUCGGUUCCCAUAUCUAAUAAAGAGGUAAAUUUAUAUUUCAUUUUAAUCUAGAAACUUGAUCAUUGAAACAGAUUUUAAAAAGAUGACCGACAUCUACUGCGAUUUAUGUAUGUUAUAUGUCAAUGAUUUCACCUGUUAUUCAGUCACUGGCAAAGCUCAUUAGACAGAUGAUUCAAAUCCCAGGAUAUAAAUAUCCAAGAAUUAUGUGUCAAAUAUUAGAAUUCCAUGGAGUAUGACUCAUACACUCGACCAAUUAUCAUUUUACUGUGUUCAAGUAUGUGUGGAGAUUUUUUACAGUCAAUAGCAUCACUAUGUUCAUCAGUCAGCGUUCAUUUUAUUUCAUCAACAUUCUUAUCAUCCACAUCAUUUCAACAUUCUUAUCAGGUCGUCAGCUUGUGAUGUUUGUAAUUGUCAUUGGAAGUGAAAUGAAAUAUGUCUAAAGAAAUUGAAA
Messenger RNA from Pecten maximus, 5336 nucleotides. RefSeq names its product scaffold attachment factor B1-like. The transcript is spliced from 20 exons. The coding region runs from base 23 to 3571 and encodes 1182 amino acids. Gene Ontology annotation, cellular component: nucleus. The record is from RefSeq and is a predicted model, not a curated record. NCBI's taxonomy places the organism in Eukaryota, Metazoa, Mollusca, Bivalvia, Pectinida, Pectinidae. Gene Ontology annotation, molecular function: RNA binding; sequence-specific DNA binding. Gene Ontology annotation, biological process: regulation of transcription by RNA polymerase II; regulation of mRNA processing.